UAGUACCGACAAUUCCUCGAGUUUCGCGACAAGCUGCCCAUUGCAGCGAUGCGAUCCGAAAUUUUAAGCGCUAUUAAUGACAACCCAGUGGUUAUCAUUCGGGGAAACACUGGGUGCGGAAAGACUACCCAGAUAGCCCAAUACAUUCUUGAUGACUACAUCUGCUCCGGGCAGGGCGGGUACGCUAAUAUUUAUGUGACCCAGCCUCGUCGCAUUUCAGCCAUUUCUGUUGCCGAGCGCGUAGCCCGCGAGCGGUGCGAACAAUUGGGCGACACUGUAGGCUACUCGGUGCGAUUUGAGUCUGUGUUUCCACGUCCCUACGGCGCAAUCCUCUUCUGCACCGUGGGCGUGUUGCUACGCAAGCUAGAGGCUGGCUUACGAGGAGUGUCGCAUAUUAUUGUGGACGAAAUCCACGAGAGAGACGUAAACAGCGACUUUUUGCUGGUCAUCCUUCGCGACAUGGUUGACACUUAUCCGGACUUGCAUGUUAUUCUUAUGUCGGCCACUAUUGAUACAACACUUUUUUCCAAGUAUUUCGGCUGCUGUCCCGUAUUGGAGGUACCCGGAAGAGCAUUCCCCGUGCAGCAAUUUUUCUUGGAGGACAUUCUUCAGAUGACAGACUUUGUACCGUCGGUGGAGUCGCGACGAAAGCGCAAGGAGGUGGAGGAAGAGGAGCAAUUGCAGCUUUCUGAGAACAAAGAAGAGGCGGAUACCAACUUUAACAAGGUUUGCGAGGACAAGUAUUCACAAAAGACUCGCAAUGCUAUGGCUAUGCUAUCCGAAUCGGACGUUAGCUUCGAGCUGCUGGAAGCAUUACUUAUGCACAUUAAGUCAAAAAGCAUUUCCGGUGCCAUAUUAGUAUUCCUCCCCGGUUGGAACCUGAUCUUUGCGCUUAUGAAGUUUCUGCAAAAUACAAACACUUUCAGUGAUACAUCCCAAUAUCGUAUUUUGCCGUGCCACUCGCAGAUUCCUCGAGACGACCAACGCAAGGUGUUCGAACCUGUUCCAGAAGGCAUCACCAAGAUUAUACUUUCUACCAACAUUGCAGAGACUUCUAUAACGAUUGAUGACAUUGUUUUUGUAAUUGAUAUAUGCAAGGCGCGCAUGAAGCUCUUCACUUCACAUAACAACCUAACCAGCUACGCCACCGUAUGGGCGAGCAAAACCAAUUUGGAGCAGCGCAAAGGCCGAGCUGGACGUGUCCGACCGGGCUUCUGCUUUACACUCUGUUCGCGCGCUCGCUUCGAAGCGCUCGAGGACACUCUUACGCCGGAGAUGUUUCGCACGCCGUUGCACGAGAUGGCUUUGACCAUUAAAUUGCUUAGGCUGGGCGCCAUUCAUCACUUUUUGUCAAAGGCAUUGGAGCCACCUCCGGUAGACGCGGUAAUCGAAGCUGAGGUUUUGCUUCGAGAGAUGCGCUGCCUAGACGCUAACGAUGAGCUUACACCAUUGGGCCGCCUGCUGGCACGCCUUCCAAUCGAACCCAGACUUGGAAAGAUGAUGGUCCUUGGGGCAGUAUUUGGCUGUGCCGAUCUGAUGGCCAUUAUGGCUUCGUAUUCUAGCACCUUCUCAGAGGUGUUCAGUCUUGAUAUUGGCCAACGUCGCCUGGCAAAUCAUCAGAAAGCUUUAAGUGGUAAUAAAUGUUCCGACCACGUGGCAAUGAUCGUAGCCUCACAAAUGUGGCGGCGCGAGAAACAACGCGGUGAGCAGAUGGAAGCUCGUUUCUGUGACUGGAAAGGAUUGCAAAUGAGUACUAUGAACGUAAUCUGGGAUGCCAAGCAGCAGUUACUGGAUCUUCUUCAGCAGGCCGGAUUCCCAGAAGAGUGUAUGAUACCGCACGAGUUAGAUGAAAAGUAUAGUGGUGAUGACCCCGUGCUGGACGUGUCCCUGGCUCUACUAUGCUUGGGUCUCUACCCCAACGUUUGCGUGCACAAGGAAAAGCGUAAAGUGCUGACUACAGAGUCUAAAGCAGCACUACUACACAAAACAUCGGUGAACUGCAGCAACUUAGCAGUUACAUUUCCAUAUCCGUUCUUCGUUUUCGGCGAGAAGAUUCGCACGCGAGCUGUUUCCUGCAAGCAAUUAUCUAUGGUCUCGCCUUUGCAGGUGAUACUAUUUGGAUCGCGCAAGAUUGACUUGACCGCCAACAAUAUGGUGCGCGUUGACAACUGGGUUAAUUUUGAAAUGGAGCCGGAACUUGCGGCCAAAGUUGGGGCCCUUAAGCCGGCCCUGGAGGAUCUUAUCACGGUGGCGUGCGACAACCCUUCCGAAAUACUUCACCUGGAGGAACCCUAUGCAGAGCUGGUCAAAGUUGUCAAAGACCUUUGCGUUAAGAGCGCCGGAGACUUCGGACUGCAGCGUGACUCAGGAAUUCUUCCGCACCAAUCACGCCAGUUCAGUGCCAGCGGAGGACCGGCCAAACGAGGUCGCUUUGAUGGCGCCGGAGGUGGUACGGGACGCUACAGUAACAGAGGCUCCCGCAGCUAUGACCACCACGGAAACAGCAGAAACUUUGGAGAAGGAGGAUAUGGAAAUAAUGGAGGAGGAUAUGGAAAUAUUGGAGGAGGUUAUGGAAACAAUAGCGGAGGAUAUGGGAACAAUAGAGGAGGAUAUGGAAACAAUCGAGGAGGGUAUGGAAACAACGGUGGUCAAUUCGGAAACUCAUUUGAAAGCAAUAGAGGAUCAGGCGGCGGCCUUGGAAAUUGCGAUCAAAGCGGCAGCUGGGGACACUUUUAACGGGUAUAUUAAAAACUGUAUUGGUCUUUUCAUACACAAGAGAAAUAAGUUUAUCGUUAACACGGUACUAUUUGUAUUUGGAUGAGCUAAUUGAGUGUACAAAUAAAAGACACAUUAAAAAGUUG
Drosophila teissieri is the source of this 2861-nucleotide messenger RNA. Its product is annotated as dosage compensation regulator. Gene Ontology annotation, molecular function: 3'-5' DNA helicase activity; ATP binding; RNA binding. Gene Ontology annotation, biological process: positive regulation of transcription by RNA polymerase II; regulation of mRNA processing. The record is from RefSeq and is a predicted model, not a curated record. Gene Ontology annotation, cellular component: nucleolus; intracellular anatomical structure; ribonucleoprotein complex. The transcript has 2 exons. NCBI's taxonomy places the organism in Eukaryota, Metazoa, Arthropoda, Insecta, Diptera, Drosophilidae. The coding region runs from base 49 to 2736 and encodes 895 amino acids.